This is a messenger RNA of Oryctolagus cuniculus (rabbit), 4593 nucleotides long. Lineage: Eukaryota; Metazoa; Chordata; Mammalia; Lagomorpha; Leporidae. The record is from RefSeq and is a predicted model, not a curated record.
ACAGUAAUUAGGCGAAGAGAGAGACUCAGGCGAUUUGUUCUUGGGUAUUCCCAUUUCAUACUUUAGCAGAGGUGACUUGCUGGGUGUCCAGUUGUAGAGAGGAAGGUAGUAGAUUUGAGUAACUUUCCGAAGGUGGAACAUACAAGGAAACCAAAGGCAAAUUAUUUAGAACCCAUAUACUGUCUCCUGAUUUCAAAGAGAUCAAAAGGGCCUGUGCUACUUUAUGGACUUUCCGUGGGUUGCUACGCCACAGACAUGGUGAUGCACUAUGCUUGACAAAUGAUUGCUUUCUGAAAGAAUUGCAGAGGCAACUUGCAUAGGAAACUUGGAUUGUUACCAUCCCAGAAGAACAGAAAAGGAAAGAGCAUGAAGAGAUACAGAGACAUCUCAAUCACCCAGUGUGAUCCACAACCUGAAAACUCAAUGGAGGGCAAGACCUUGGUCCUUGAAGCAGAAGAAACAUCUGAUAAAUUGGAACCCCACAUCAGCCACUCACCUUCACCUUUACAACCUCAUCCUGCACUGCAAAAGCCUCAAAAGGAUGCCUCUGAGAUGUGUUUGCAAGGCCUGGCACAUCUUAACAAGGAAGGAGAGAAUUUAUCCAACUCAGAUGAUGUCUGCUUUGUUUCCUCUUGGAACAUGCCCAUUCUUAUUGAAGACGACAUCUCAAUCACCCAGUGUGAUCCACAACCUGAAAACUCAGUGGAGGGCAAGACCUUGGUCCUUGAAGCAGAAGAAACAUCUGAUAAAUUGGAACCCCACAUCAGCCACUCACCUUCACCUUUACAACCUCAUCCUGCACUGCAAAAGCCUCAAAAGGAUGCCUCUGAGAUGUGUUUGCAAGGCCUGGCACAUCUUAACAAGGAAGGAGAGAAUUCAUCCAACUCAGAUGAUGUCUGCUUUGUUUCCUCUUGGAACAUGCCCAUUCUUAUUGAAGACGACAUCUCAAUCACCCAGUGUGAUCCACAACCUGAAAACUCAGUGGAGGGCAAGACCUUGGUCCUUGAAGCAGAAGAAACAUCUGAUAAAUUGGAACCCCACAUCAGCCACUCACCUUCACCUUUACAACCUCAUCCUGCACUGCAAAAGCCUCAAAAGGAUGCCUCUGAGAUGUGUUUGCAAGGCCUGGCACAUCUUAACAAGGAAGGAGAGAAUUCAUCCAACUCAGAUGAUGUCUGCUUUGUUUCCUCUUGGAACAUGCCCAUUCUUAUUGAAGACGACAUCUCAAUCACCCAGUGUGAUCCACAACCUGAAAACUCAGUGGAGGGCAAGACCUUGGUCCUUGAAGCAGAAGAAACAUCUGAUAAAUUGGAACCCCACAUCAGCCACUCACCUUCACCUUUACAACCUCAUCCUGCACUGCAAAAGCCUCAAAAGGAUGCCUCUGAGAUGUGUUUGCAAGGCCUGGUACAUCUUAACAAGGAAGGAGAGAAUUCAUCCAACUCAGAUGAUGUCUGCUUUGUUUCCUCUUGGAACGAGUCCAUUCUUAUUGAAGACGAAAGCUCAACCCUACACCAGUGUGAUGCACAACCUGCGUACUCUUUGGAGGAAAAGACCCUGGCCAAGAAGUCCGAUGAAACAUCUGAUGAAAUGGAUUGCCACCUCGGCCACUCAGAUUCACAUGUGUCCCCUAUUUCUGAAAUAUCUAAGGCGCUGGAGAAUGCUUCUGAGUCAUGUGCGACAUUCUCAUCCCAUCCUAAGUCAGAAGAAUAUUUCUCCAACUCUGAUGUUGACUGCUUUGUUUCUUCUCUGAGUGAUUCCAUUGCUGUGGAAACAAAAGACAUCUCAAUCACCCAGUGUGAUCCACAACCUGAAAACUCAAUGGAGGGCAAGACCUUGGUCCUUGAAGCAGAAGAAACAUCUGAUAAAUUGGAACCCCACAUCAGCCACUCACCUUCACCUUUACAACCUCAUCCUGCACUGCAAAAGCCUCAAAAGGAUGCCUCUGAGAUGUGUUUGCAAGGCCUGGCACAUCUUAACAAGGAAGGAGAGAAUUCAUCCAACUCAGAUGAUGUCUGCUUUGUUUCCUCUUGGAACAUGCCCAUUCUUAUUGAAGACGAAAGCUCAACCCUACACCAGUGUGAUGCACAACCUGCGUACUCUUUGGAGGAAAAGACCCUGGCCAAGAAGUCCGAUGAAACAUCUGAUGAAAUGGAUUGCCACCUCGGCCACUCAGAUUCACAUGUAUCCCCUAUUUCUGAAAUAUCUAAGGCGCUGGAGAAUGCUUCUGAGUCAUGUGCGACAUUCUCAUCCCAUCCUAAGUCAGAAGAAUAUUUCUCCAACUCUGAUGUUGACUGCUUUGUUUCUUCUCUGAGUGAUUCCAUUGCUGUGGAAACAAAAGACAUCUCAAUCACCCAGUGUGAUCCACAACCUGAAAACUCAAUGGAGGGCAAGACCUUGGUCCUUGAAGCAGAAGAAACAUCUGAUAAAUUGGAACCCCACAUCAGCCACUCACCUUCACCUUUACAACCUCAUCCUGCACUGCAAAAGCCUCAAAAGGAUGCCUCUGAGAUGUGUUUGCAAGGCCUGGCACAUCUUAACAAGGAAGGAGAGAAUUCAUCCAACUCAGAUGAUGUCUGCUUUGUUUCCUCUUGGAACGAGUCCAUUCUUAUUGAAGACGACAUCUCAAUCACCCAGUGUGAUCCACAACCUGAAAACUCAGUGGAGGGCAAGACCUUGGUCCUUGAAGCAGAAGAAACAUCUGAUAAAUUGGAACCCCACAUCAGCCACUCACCUUCACCUUUACAACCUCAUCCUGCACUGCAAAAGCCUCAAAAGGAUGCCUCUGAGAUGUGUUUGCAAGGCCUGGCACAUCUUAACAAGGAAGGAGAGAAUUCAUCCAACUCAGAUGAUGUCUGCUUUGUUUCCUCUUGGAACGAGUCCAUUCUUAUUGAAGACGACAUCUCAAUCACCCAGUGUGAUCCACAACCUGAAAACUCAGUGGAGGGCAAGACCUUGGUCCUUGAAGCAGAAGAAACAUCUGAUAAAUUGGAACCCCACAUCAGCCACUCACCUUCACCUUUACAACCUCAUCCUGCACUGCAAAAGCCUCAAAAGGAUGCCUCUGAGAUGUGUUUGCAAGGCCUGGCACAUCUUAACAAGGAAGGAGAGAAUUCAUCCAACUCAGAUGAUGUCUGCUUUGUUUCCUCUUGGAACAUGCCCAUUCUUAUUGAAGACGAAAGCUCAACCCUACACCAGUGUGAUGCACAACCUGCGUACUCUUUGGAGGAAAAGACCCUGGCCAAGAAGUCCGAUGAAACAUCUGAUGAAAUGGAUUGCCACCUCGGCCACUCAGAUUCACAUGUAUCCCCUAUUUCUGAAAUAUCUAAGGCGCUGGAGAAUGCUUCUGAGUCAUGUGCGACAUUCUCAUCCCAUCCUAAGUCAGAAGAAUAUUUCUCCAACUCUGAUGUUGACUGCUUUGUUUCUUCUCUGAGUGAUUCCAUUGCUGUGGAAACAAAAGAAAUCUGCAAAUCAAAAAAAGAGGCCCUGUGUAUCCAGUCUAGGAAGAUACCUCUACUCCAGGAUCUGAAGCAACAUCAGACUCCCUACCCGACCCAGUGCCGCUGCUUUAAUUUCCAUUUGGCUCAUGAGCCCUGCACACCAGAAACACAUAUGAGGAAGGAGAGGCUCAUGAAAGUCUAUUACACGAGAGUCCAGAGGAAAAGAAAUGCCAGCGUUGUCUGCUACACUCAAGAUGAACUUGUGCCUCCCGGAAAGAGAUCAGAAAUUGAAGAUGUAGCUUUUCCUGUCAAGAUUCGUGCAGAUCCCAGCUUUUGCUAUCAGUCUUCAGAGUAUCUUGUAACUGAUGACUCCACGUACAGUGUGGAAGACAAAGAACAGGAUCAGGAGGCUUCCAGCUGCCAGGCAGUGUUGUCAGCUGCAGAAGAGAAUUUGCAGGCGAGGGCCAGCACACCUGAGUGGCUGGUGACCCCAGAGAGAGGAUUCAAGUGCAUGGCCUGCUGCCAAGUCUUCUCCAGCCUGGGGGACCUUGUAGACCAUGUGAAGCAUGGGGUCAAGGGGGACUUUAGUUGCCAGGUUUUCCAUCUUGCCUUCACCUGGCUCGAAAGCAAGAGGCACAUGAUGGAGAAGAGGAACAAAAGAAAGAAGUCCACCAGGAAGACAUCUGGAUACAAGGAGAAAUAGCUAGAUAGGCAGAAAUCCCCACACUAGUAAUCUAGUCCCUUACCAGCCCCCAUUAGCGAGCAGCCACGCCCUCCUGAGACAGCCUAUCAGCACUAAGAAGCCCUAGUCCCCCUGUUAUCUCCACACUCCCACCAACAGUUAUCAGAAGACUCCUUAGAAUGGGAUCCAUUCCUCUCCACAGGUAAAAGAGAGCCAAUUUUUUGAGGAGUAUGAAUGGAAAGAGACAAGUAAGAAACCCCAAUUACUCCAAGACCCGUAUUGAGUAGAUGACUUUGCUCAAUCCUCUGGGAAAAAUUUUCCACGGUAUUCACUAGGAACCCUUAAGUGCAGACUUUUUCCUUAAAUAUAAGCAACUACAUAAGAGGGACACAGGGCUUUUCUCUCCUGUCCUGGAUCAUGGCUGGUUGUUUUUAUUUAUGAGUUGCCUUCUAGAGGACUCUCAUGACCACU